AUGACCCUCAACGACUUCAUCCACCCGCCACCCUCCAUCCCCAACGUCAUCCUCUCCUUUCCACGCUUUCACAUCCUCCUCGUCACCCUCAACCGCCCCAAGCAGCUCAACGCCGUUCCGCGGGACCUGCACACGCGGCUCGACGCCCUCUGGGCGUGGUACGACGCCGAGCCCGUCCUCCGCUGUGCUGUUCUCACCGGCCGCGGACGAGCCUUCUCCGCAGGUGCUGACCUCAAGGAGUGGAACGAGGGGCUCGAAAAAAACACCCCCGGCGGCGCCGACCGCGACCCGACCUCGGCAUGGGCAGACAGCGGUUUCGGCGGUCUCAGCAACCGCAGGGGAAAGAAGCCCAUCGUCGCCGCCGUGAACGGCCUCUGCCUCGGCGGCGCAAUGGAGAUGAUCCUCAAUGUGGACAUGGUCAUCUCGGCGCCCGACGCCAAGUUUGGCCUUCCCGAGGUCACCAGAGGCGUCGUUGCCGUCGCCGGCGCGCUGCCCCGACUGACGAGGAUUGUGGGCAGACAGAGGGCGUCCGAGAUGGCGCUUCUGGGCGGGAUGCAUUCAGCACAAAAGCUGCGUGAGUGGGGGAUCGUCAACAAGGUCGUCAAGGCAAAGGGGGAGCAUGCCGUUGUUGAAGAGGCGCUGAGGUGGGCGACAGACGUGGCGUGCAAUUCGCCCGACUCCGUCAUUGUCAGUCGGGAGGGCUUGCUGGGCGGCUGGGACGCGGAGGACCCAAGGGCGAGCACCGAGAGGGUCGAUCGGGGGAUAUAUCAGAGAAUGUAUGGCGGCGAGAAUAUGAGGGAGGGCGUGUUGAGUUUUGUCGAGAGGAGGAAGGCGGAGUGGAAGGACAGCAGGCUGUGA
Molecule: messenger RNA, 858 nt
Organism: Metarhizium album ARSEF 1941
Lineage: Eukaryota; Fungi; Ascomycota; Sordariomycetes; Hypocreales; Clavicipitaceae
Product: enoyl-CoA hydratase/carnithine racemase
Exons: 1
Coding region: 1-858 (285 amino acids)
Biological process (GO): fatty acid beta-oxidation
Cellular component (GO): mitochondrion
Molecular function (GO): enoyl-CoA hydratase activity
Source: RefSeq, a predicted model, not a curated record